This is a messenger RNA of Panicum virgatum (switchgrass), 2084 nucleotides long. Its product is annotated as L-type lectin-domain containing receptor kinase IX.1-like. Gene Ontology annotation, biological process: protein phosphorylation. The record is from RefSeq and is a predicted model, not a curated record. The transcript has 2 exons. Gene Ontology annotation, cellular component: plasma membrane. Gene Ontology annotation, molecular function: ATP binding; protein kinase activity; carbohydrate binding. Lineage: Eukaryota; Viridiplantae; Streptophyta; Magnoliopsida; Poales; Poaceae. Bases 23 to 2056 code for a protein of 677 amino acids.
UCCUCACCAAGUACUGAUCUUUAUGAAGUCUUUUUGGCUCUGCUACCUGCUGCUUUCUACCCAAUACCUACUUCAAACUAGCUCUCUUUCCUUCAACUUCGACUUCUCCCAACCUGGCCACAUACAAAACAUAAAUUUCCUGGGCGACGCCUCCUUCAAUACCAGCAACCCGUUGAUUGAGCUGACGAAGAGUAACAGGAGCGCUGGCCUAGACAACAGCAUAGGCCGGGCGUCCUAUGCACAACCGGUGACCAUCUGGAACGACGUCACUGGUGAGGUCGCAACUUUCACCACUACCUUCUCCUUCCGUAUCGAGACUAAGAACAUAAACAACGGCAACAAUGGCGACGGGAUGGCUUUCUUCCUGGGGCACUACCCGUCGAGCAUCCCUAGCGCAAGCGCUGGCGCCAACCUGGCCCUGUUCAGCACGGGCGCAACCAGCACGGGCGCUACGGGGGAUAAUCGGGUGGUGGCGGUGGAAUUCGACACGUACAUGAACGCGGAGUACAUGGACAACAGCAACAAUCACAUCGGCAUCGACGUCAACUCCCUCAUCUCCAAGAACUCGACGGACACCAACGUGCCAGGCAAGAACCUUACCUCCGGCCUCUUGAUGACCUGCCGGAUCGCUUACGACAGCAGCAAGGAGCUUCUUGCUGCUGAUCUUCAGAUUGGCGAUACGAGCUACCACGUGGAAGCAAGUGCCGAUCUGAGGCAACUCUUGCCAAGCCAGGUGGCCAUUGGCUUCUCGGGGGCUACUGGCAUAGCUCAAGAGCUUCACCGGGUACUGUCCUGGUCAUUUAACUCAACACUCGUUAGGUCCCCUACACCUGCACCUGAAAAUGGUCAUGGUAGUCGAAAUUUCAUGUCCAAGGUUCCGUGGAGGAUAGUAGGGCCAAUAAUCGGAGUACUAACUGUGGUAGCUGCUUUGUUCGUAUGUCUACGGAAGCCAUGGACAAGAAAGAAGCCAGCUUCAAGUCAGGAACGAGAUGAGAGACAAGAACCAAUCUUGAAAGACUCACCUGCCAACGUCCCGAGACCUUUCAGCUACCGUGAGCUGGCCAAGGCGACAAACAAUUUUGCAGCGCAAAGUAAGCUCGGGGAAGGGGGCUAUGCCGUCGUUUACAAGGGCCAACUGAAGAAUCCAAACCGACUCGUGGCCAUAAAAAACUUCAAACUCGUAAGGCAAUCAGCUACUGAAAGGAGGAAGGCGUUCGAGGAUGAAAUCAAGGUUAUUAUUAAAGUCAGGCAAAGGCACCUGGUUGAGUUAGUAGGCUGGUGCAUUGAUGAAGAAAAGGAUAUCGUCUCACUUGUUUACGAGCUUGUGUCAGAAGGUAGCCUCCAUGAACAUUUGCACAAGGGAAGGAGUUGGUUGUCAUGGCCCAGCAGGCAUCAGAUUAUCCUCGAUCUAGGGUGUGCCCUGCGGUAUCUUCAUGGAGAGUGCACGGAGUGCAUCUUACAUGGUGACAUAUCAGCAUCUAACAUACUGCUCGAUGAAAAGCAUGGAACGAAAUUGGCCGACUUCGGGUUGGCAAGGUUGAUGGACCAUGCCAUGGAGCUGAAAACGACCUGCAAUUUGGCUGGAACGCCAGGCUACAUCGACCCGGAUUUUGUGAACAUCGGGAAGCGGAGCAGGGAGUCGGAUGUCUACGGCUUCGGCAUUGUUCUUCUGGAGACAGUCACUGGCCGAAGCCCUGCUGCUGCUGCUGCUGCUGCUGCCGGAGACCUUGUGUCCCCCUUGCUAAAGUGGGCAUGGGGCAUUCAGCGCAGCAGUACGAUCCUUGAUGCAGCGGAUCCAAGGCUCAGAGACGAGUGCACGAGUGAUCAGCAAGACCAGAUGGAGCGUGUGCUGCAGGUCGCGCUCUGGUGCGCGCACACCGAACCGACACAGCGGCCGUCCAUCAAUGAGGCCAUGAGGGCCUUGGAGUCGAGGGAUGUGGCGAUCCCUCGUUUACCACCGCCAGGGUUUGUGGCUCGUCCAUCAAAUCUUGUACUUGAUGACAUGUCAUGUGAGACCUCAGAUAGUGUUAUCUCCCCCGCUAGCAGCCGUGCCUAGCCACAGCUAGCACGCCCAUCUAGCUUAU